UCCAGGUAUUUCUUACCCAAGUCACUGGUGAAUGACCAUUCCUCCACUGAAGGUAAAUUAAGAGAUAAUUUAAAUGCUUACACAGUGACACUUCCCCUGAUCUUGCCACGGUUCUACCCUGAUCUCUUCAUGCUGUAUAUGCUGUACCAUGAGACAGAAGAUUCACUGUACUGGAAGGGAAUACUGCAUCUGGAACAUCUCUCUGACACCAAGCUGCUGGAAUUUCUUGAAGUACAAAAAGACUUGUGGCCUCUUCAAGAUAUCCAUCUGACAAGCAAACAGAGAAUCUCUGUUGUGAAAGACGUCUGCUUCACUUCUGCCAUCUUAUGUUUCCAAAAGAUAAGUACUACAGCAGACCCUCAGGAAAAGCUGAACACCAUCAUGAAAACGUAUCAUGAGAUUGAGGGCACAGUGACACGAGUGCUAAAGAGGCAGUACAGUCUCUCCAUGGAUGACCUACUACCGUUGCUUGUUUAUGUGGUUUCUAGGGCAAGAAUCUUGCAUUUGGGUGCAGAACUCCACUUGAUACGAGACAUGAUGGAUCCUUCCACUGAGGGCGGAAUGAAUGACUUCUUGCUUACUGCUCUUGAUUCUUGCUAUCAGCACCUUCAAAAAGAGGAAAUACGGUCCAGGAGUUUGCCUAAAUAAUGUCUAACAACACAAAAAAGAAUAUUUCGACCAAGGAAUGCAAGAUGAACAACACUACAGAAACAUUAAAGAGUGUGCAAUUGAAUGCAGAGAUAGUAGGAACUGCAGAUGCUGGAGAAUCUGAAAUAACAAGGUGUAGAGCU
This is a messenger RNA of Rhincodon typus (whale shark), 791 nucleotides long. RefSeq names its product ALS2 C-terminal-like protein. The annotation marks the transcript as partial. NCBI's taxonomy places the organism in Eukaryota, Metazoa, Chordata, Chondrichthyes, Orectolobiformes, Rhincodontidae. The transcript is spliced from 7 exons. The record is from RefSeq and is a predicted model, not a curated record.